Molecule: messenger RNA, 1386 nt
Organism: Corylus avellana
Lineage: Eukaryota; Viridiplantae; Streptophyta; Magnoliopsida; Fagales; Betulaceae
Product: S-adenosyl-L-methionine-dependent methyltransferases superfamily protein
Source: RefSeq, a predicted model, not a curated record
AACAGUAAGGUGUCAAAAUCUCUGUACCAAAUGGAAACAACAGUGUUUUCAAAAACCUUUAGCUUGUCCAAAUUUGAGAGGACUAGGGUUUUGUAGUGAUGUGGCGCAGGUUGAGGUCGGCAUGGAACGUCCGGCGAGGUUUCUCCACGGCAGUACGGCGCCGUAUUGAGGACGAGGGGGACUGGUAUUACUCAUCCGAGUGGUGGGGAACGGACUCCGAUAGUCAAACUGUUCUCCGUUCAACUUCCGACAAGGGAAACGGCGUCGUCUCCGUCGCCGCUUAUCCUUCCUCUCAACCUAGUGAAGUAUACUGGCCUGAAACGGAGAGAUGGUUACAGCGAAGGCACGCAGAGGUACGUCCGGGAUGUGAAGAUGAGGGGCGUUUUAGGAUACUUGGGUACCAAUGGCGGGCGCUUAGGUUCAACGACGACACUCGCCAGAGCACUGUCAAAGUAAUGGCCGCUUACCGGGAAUCAGAACCCGGCUCGGUGUUCCUGAUGCAGCAGCCACAUUGUCUGGCUGUACCAUAUCUGAAGAGUAUGGUAUCAACUGGGUUGGCCACUAUAGCAUCUUGUGGUUAUGAUAUCAAAAAUGCGGUGCGUGGGAAGAAAACUAUGAAUAUCUUAUGCAUUGGUCAUGGUGGAGGAAGCUUACCAUUAUUUCUGGCUAGUAAAAUUAAAGGUGCUGCGGUUCACAUAGUUGAAAUUGACCCCCUUGUUAUCUCAGCCUCGAUCGAAGCUAUGGGUUUUCCUGCUUUCUCAGUUAUGAACCCAUCAGGUGAACGUGCCUUGUCAAAACCUAAUACCAUUGAUGAAGUACUGUGGAAAGGCAUCCAUGAGAAGCUAUACCUCUAUGAAUCAGACGCUGAGGAUUUUGUCCUGGACAAUACCAAUCUAUAUGAUAUGAUCUUCAUUGAUGCUUACGACGGUGAAGACAUCUUCCCUCGCAAGCUAUGGGACCCUAAUUCCCCAUUUCUUAAAGCUCUCAAUAAUCAACUUCACCCUGAACAUGGCACUGUUGUGGUGAACCUUCAUUCAGAUUCUGAACUUUUGAAUUCCGCUGGGUCUGCUCCAUCUGUUCUUGAGCAAGUUUUGCCAAUGGGAAAGUAUGUUUCCAGAAUUGGCAGAGCAUACAAGGAUAUGCUGGUGGGAAAUGGAAGUUGUGGCAGGAAAGAAGGUUCUGGUUUGGGUUUUACUGUUUCAGUUCCUUGGGUGUGUAAUACAUCUCUGGUUGUGUGCAGAGGUUUGCAAAUGAGUGGUGCGUGUUUAAACAGGGAUUUGGUGAUGAGUGCUAUCAUAUCAAAAUCCAUUGAAGUGGAACAUCUCCUAAACUUGCCAUUUUCAUGCUUGCAGUAUAUAAAGAGAGGUUUUAUACUGGUUGAUUGAU